UGGCUGCACCUCUGUCAAGGGGAGCGUGGGGCAGCUCUUCCUCUUUUGCGGCACGAGGAAGGCCACGAUACCCCGCGAAGGGCGAGGGGAAGGCCGCUCCGCCUGGCAUUUUGGUGCGGGUCCGGUCGAGUCACAAAAUGGCUGUUCCUUUGUGCCGCAUAGCUGACAGACAUACUGCAUUGCACUGUGUGUACUCUAAAAACAGCAGGAAGUUGCUGGUGGGGAGUUCAAAGGCCAUCUUGUGCUCGCCGGGGCCGGGGAUUGGCUGCGCGCUCGCCUGGUAACAGCUGGCUGGACGGAGGCGCUGCGGGAGGCUGGGCCCUGCCUGGGGCUGCGUGCGCAGCCUGCCUGCGCGCUGGGUGCUGGGAGCGGGCUGCGUGCCGAGCGCCGGGUGCUGUGGGAGCGCUGGGUGCCCUCGGUGGGAGCCCAGCGCCUUCGCUACCCUUCUCUCAUCCUCUGCCUUCUGGGUUUCCUUUGUGCUUCUACGAAACGAACCGCGGGCUGUUUUUGGAAGCGAGGAGGGGGUGACUUGGAAACGAGCGGAGAGCUAUUUUUGCUGUGGCUUUUUUUGUACUUUGGAAGUAAUUGCAGAAUAUAGUAUUCCUGAAGCACCUGAAUGUCUUUCGUAGCGUUUCAGCUUGCAGCAUUCCCAAAUCAUUGAAAAUUAAAUUUACUCCCAGCACAUUUUGUACGACUGGCUUUAUCCAGACUGAGUGGAGGCAGUGACUGUGUUUACUAAACCAAGAGUUCUAGCUUUCCGUCCACGCUGGCAGGUUACUGUGUACUGCUCUGCCGUCCUGCGCGCACAGUCUCUUUCGGUUUCACUUGUGCUGGUGCAUUCUUAAAUGAGAUUUUUCUUCUUCCUACUUGAUCUUUAACCCUUUAUGAAGCUGUCGAAGGCCUUUUUUGGGAAAGGGAAAAUGCUUUCUCAGAGUAGGAAUCCAAAGGAGUAAUGUGUGAGGAAUUCGUACAAGCAGUGAUGUAAGCUGUGGGGGGGCACAAGGGAGAUUGUUCUUCUUUCCUGACUUCUGUUUCAUAUUAUCCUCUCAAAGGAAAUGUCUCAUCAAAUUACAAACGCGCAAUUCUGAGAGCUAAAACUUCUCAGUUUCCUGUUUUAUGACUGCUGCCAGGAAUGGAUACUAUAUAUAAAGCUCACCGACUGCAGGGAGCUGCAUUUAGCUAGAUUUCAUCUCUUUUGGACUGUGUCCUUUAGUUAAACUUUCUAAGGUAGAUAAUUAAAUGUUAUAUUUUCUUGAAAUGCGUGACUUCUGCUGAAUAAAAAUGGAAAACCAGAGCUCACCUGGGUAAUUCAGUAACCGUUCACAAACACUCCUGUAGCACGUGGCACGUGUUUCAGCCAGAGCUCUGCUGAGCUGGGGCACACGUGCCAUGCCACAAACAUCUCCUGCCUGCAUUUCACAGUGCUGCUGCCAUGAGGAGCUGCUGUGCUGAGAUCGGAAAUGAAACACCUGUUCUGCUUCCUUGGGUCGAUGUUUCACCUGCAGCACUGAGGGCAACAGUUACGCUCUGCGAACCUUCCCCCGUUUCUGAGGAGAGCUGAUGUGGAACGCUCCCACAGAUGGGGGAGAAGUGAUGUCAAGAGCACAGCUAUUUCUUUCAGAGUUGAAGUGAACUUCAAGUAUACACCUGGGGCUGUGAGCAGUGCCUGAACUGACGCUUCUGAUGCUGUGGCUGUGCAGCUUUUGAACUCCGAUCAGCUGCAGUGAGGCGUGGGUUUGGCAGCUCGGGCUGAAGUGGCUUCUCCUGAUAAACAACAUGGAGGUGUAUAUGAGCACCUGUUGUGCUGCAGACAGCAGUCCCAGUAGGAAUUGCACUUUUAAGUUAGGCCGAGUUCUGAAGAUGAGAAAUGUUUCUGUGGCUCUGGAAGGCUCUAAUGGAUGGAGAAAAUGCAGAACAGCACUUUCUUUCUUUUUUUCCUUCAAGGGAUGUGAAUAUGAACAGAACAACACUGAGGGAGGGGGUAGCCUGGAUUAUCGUAAUUAGUUAAGCAGCCUUCUAGCAAAGGAUGCACUGCCCUACUGACAUGGUGUCUUACAUAAAUUUUGCUGGUGUACUUCUAUGACAAGAUGUGUGCUGAAACACCACCAAACGAGCUGCUUCCAAGAGGUGGUGGGGUGCUGGUAAAAACUGCCCGUAUCCUGCAAAGGAUCAUUGGAAUGAAAGCAAAACCAGUGAGAAGAAAAAUUAGUGUCUGGUGGUUUGUGAUGAAGCUUUUUGUAAGUGUCACACUGCUCAUGCCUUCUUUUCUUGGAGCUGGGAAUGUUUUCUGGCUAUAAUAUAAUAAGCAAAAUCUUGAUUAGUCUUUCCAAAUAUGCAGUAGCAUUUAUGACCCUGCUGCUUGUGCAGCACUGCUACAAAACUAUAAUUUUUCAACAUAGGGUUUACUUAAUGUUAACGUUUUGAGAUCGUCUAUCUAGAAGCAGUCUAUAUGGGAUCCUGUCUGGGAUCCUCUCCUGGUAUGGUGCUGGUAACUGCUCACACAGCCUCACACUUUGGCUGGGCUCCUGGGGAGCCUUUGCCAAGUACUGAGCCUCACAGCUUGCUGUGCUCCUCAUCUGUUUGCUGCUCACAAACCUCUGCUCCCAGCUCCAAACGACUGUGUUGCAAUGUGAAGAAUUCCCUGUCUUCAGAACACUCAGAUCCCUAGGAAAAGAAAAAAAAAAAAGUUGUAAUAGUUUGUUUCUUGUGAGUUUUCUUGCUGGGUGCAGAUGUGGUGUAAUUGUUCACAUAUUAACUCGAGGAGUCAUUUAUGUCUCUUUCAUGGGGAGGAGCCUCUGCUCUGAAGCCAGCAGGGCUGUCGGUUGGAGGGCUUUGCAUGCCAUGUGCUGUCUGUACAAUGCAGGCUUAAGGCGAGCCUUAGAUCUGUUGCUUAGAAAAAGCUUUCAACAGACACAUGGAAUGCGAUUCUCAGGCUAGGUCAAGUUCCGUUCUUCUGAACUGCGGGUCAUCUGGCACCAGGAAGGAAGCUGUGCCUCUGACUUUUUGUAACUGAUUCUAAGUCACAAAUUCUCAUAUUCUGUUUCUUUACCGUAUUACUUCUCAAAGGAAACUUGCAAAUGUUAAAGGGAGAAAAAAAACAUGACCUGCCCGCUGCAGUAGUUUAGACUUGACUUGCAUGCUGUGUGCUCUGCAGCCUCCCUGUCUUGCAGCUUCGAAUUCUUUCUAUCUGGCAAUGUGUGCUGUUCCCAUUGUGCUGCCCGAAGCAGGAGCUGGAGUGGCAGUGGGGUACGGUGAGUUCCCCCCCCCACGCCUUGUUACAGCCGCCUGGAAAAGCAUAAGCACCCGUUGGCUGCAUUGCAUGGAGCUGCUCAGUGCAGCGUGUGGUUUGGAGUGGCUCAGUAAUGGAUGUUGAGCGUUGCAAUGCUUUGCUGCCUUCCUGGGGGUGGGGAGAGCUGUCCUUUCAAAUCCGUGAGGGCUGCAAUUGUACUUUCUACACUGCAAUUGGUGCAGGGAAGGAUGCUGUGCUGCCUUUGGACGUUCUCAAUGGCACUCCUUAAUCAAGCAGACAAGUUGUGACUCCUUUUGUCACCAUCUUUUUGUUUCUUUUUUUUUCUCCCCGCUAAACAUCCCAGGCAUUUUCAGCCUCUGGCCCAAAGAUCAGAGAGCAGGAGAGCCCCCUCUCCCACUCAUGAAUGAACUGCUGGUUUUGCUUUAUUAUGCAAGCAUAAUGUGGGGCCUUUGUAGUGGGGGGACGAGGGGAGGAAAUUUUCUGGAAAAUACUUGUCAUUCAAGAUAGCCCCAUCUGCUUUGAGCUGCAGCAAAGCAGUGAAGGAUAUAUUUAGCUCGCUCUGUGCUCAGGACUGCUUUGCCUUUGGCAUUUGGGAGUCCUGUGCUGGAGCAAGUAAAUGGUGUCUGUGGAGAUUUCCCUCUGCCUCCUCCCCUUCCUGUUCUUUGAGCCAGGCUGGCAAGUGGCACAAGCCAAUUCAGAUGGUUAUUCAGAUAGGAUGCCUGCUGGGUGCAUAAUCCCCUGGUUUUUGGGUUGCACGGUGGGCCUGUUGUGCCUGCUGCUGUGUAAAUGUAAUUAACACCCACUUUCUGCAAGCCGGGUUUGCAGUCACGUGUGGAGGAAGAGUUACCAUGGAGAAUAUACAAGUGCCUAUCGAGGAAGAAAAGUUGGCUGUCAUUAAGUGAGAUUGGGGAAAUAUUUUUCUACCUCCAAAUCCCUCCGUUUCAUCUGUGUUUUGAAGGGCACCUUGGUUAUCUGGCAGGUACAUAAGCCAUGGGUUCUUGUGCCCCAUGACAGUCUAUCCAGAUUUUCCCAGAUCUGUAUGUUGUGAGUAUUUUAAGGUGCUGAAGAGCCUCUCUGCCUUCAGUGUGUUGUAGUUUAGAACUAGAGACACAAGCAGUGCGUGAGUACUGAUAACAGAGUAAUGGCAGUACUUUUCUUCCUCUCCAUUCCCUCCCCCAUUUGCUUUGUUGCCUGUAGGAGAUAAGUUCAUUGACUAACCCAGGCUGGGAAACUUUAGUCUUUGUUGACUAAACUGUCCCAACCGUUAUCACUAGAAAAAGCCACUGCCUCAGGAGAUGGGUGGGUGCCUAUCACUUUUUUGAAAAUAAAGCCUAUAAAGUUAUGAAUGGAUUUAUUUUCAGUGACACAGGUCGGAUGCUGUUCAGUUAGCUCUUCUACAAGCUCUAUGUACGGCUGUACUUCGUAUAGCAUUGGCUUGUGAACUUUUUUGUUUUCUUAGGCAAAGGAUGGAUCCUAUUGAGAACUUUCAAGUUCUUGUGAUCCAUUUAUUAUCCCUUUUUAUCAAGUGACCUGUAGCCACAACCACUCAUGUUGCUUUCCAUGGCUAUAGGUGGAUUUACAUGGCUUGAUUUUUUUUUUUAUUUGUUAUUUUUACAGCUACUGUGUGUCUUGGGCCAUGCAUCACUAUUAACUGAUAAUGCUUGUUCCUAGUAUACAUAAACACAGUGUAUGUUUGUAUAUAAUAAUAGAGAACAUCACAUUUAUAUUCGGGGAAAUGUUAAAAAAGAAAGCAGCGUGGGAUCUGGCUGGAUCAGUGCAUGUUACGUGGUUUGUCGCAUUCCCUUUGUGUGUAGAACCACCUGUGUGUAGGUCACAUUAGGAAAGCAUAUCUGUUUGAAAUGGUUGUGAGUUGGUGGCUUGCAUUGUCUUUGCCACUGUGUGCUUUGGAGUAAAUCCAGGGUUGCUUCCAUGACCGGUGCUGCUGGUGGGCAGGUGAUGCUGGCAGCCCUCACUGAAAAACUAAAGGGAGUGAGAAACCCCUUCUAGUGGUAAAGCUGGACCUAAAAGAUGCAUGCCCCAGGGCCUGGGGGAGAUGCACAGCUGCUCGGUCUCAUGUGCCUGCUGAGUGUAUGGCUGGAACAUGUCCCAGCCCCUUCAGCUAUGUUCCCAACCAGGAUUACCAUGGGGCUGGAAUGCAGCUGACCCUUGUGGCAGGAUCAUUGGUUUUGCCAGAGGAGGAGGAUGUGGAUUCAGGUAUAGCCAAACUGGCUUCUUCCUAUCCCAAAAUUGGAGUCAUGCUGCUGGCCCCUUUCUCCACUGUACUGCUAGGCAUGAUAUACUUCCAAAGUUCUGAAGACCCGGUUCAUGCUGGCUCAAGCAAAAGUCACUCGGCAUCCGAAGAAGCCUCUGGCUCUGACUCUGCAAGCCAGUCUGAGAGCGAGCAGGGCAGCGAGCAGGGCAGCGAGUCUAACAGCAGCUCCGAGUCCUCUGAAAGUCAGUCUGAAUCUGAAAGUGAAUCAACGGGUUCGAAAUCCCAGCAGACCCCUCCUGAAACCAAAGAAAAACCAGCCUCUAAGAAGGAAAGGAUAGCAGAUGUUAAAAAGAUGUGGGAAGAAUAUCCUGAUGUUUAUGGGGUUAGGAGGUCAAACCGAAGCAGACAAGAACCGUCACGAUUUAAUAUAAAAGAUGAGGCAAGUAGCGAAUCUGAAAAUGAGAGCCCAAAAAGAAGAGGCCAGAAGCAAGUGAAAAGAAAAAAAAAGUGGAAAAGAGAGAUUUCUGGUGAAGAAGAGGAUGAAGAUGGAGGGGAUCAAGGCACCAGUGCAGAGAGCGAACCUGAACCGAAGAGAAUUAAAGCAAAAAGACCUGUCCAAAGGAGAACAAUGGCCAAAACCAAUGUUAAAAAGCCUCCCAAACUCCAGCGUGGGAAGAAGAGAAAGAGACAGGUGUCAUCUGAAGAUGACGACGAUGAUGAAGAUGGUGAAACUCCUAAGAGACAAACUCGACGAAGAGCAGCCAAAAAUGUCAGUUACAAGGAAGACGACGAUUUUGAGACGGAUUCUGAUGACCUGAUAGAGAUGACUGGGGAAGGGGCUGAUGAACACGAAGACAACAGUGAAACUAUUGAAAAAGUCUUGGACAUCAGGCUUGGAAAAAAAGGAGCCACUGGUGCUUCCACCACAGUGUAUGCAACUGAAGCUAAUGGCAACCCUAGUGCUGACUUUGACCCUGAAAAGGAUGAGGGAGAGGUUCAUUACCUGAUCAAAUGGAAAGGCUGGUCGUACAUCCACAGCACAUGGGAGAGCGAGGAGUCCCUGCAACAGCAGAAAGUGAAGGGCCUGAAAAAACUAGAGAACUUCAAGAAAAAGGAGGAGGAGAUCAAGCAAUGGCUGGCCAAGGUAUCGCCUGAAGAUGUGGAAUAUUUCAACUGCCAACAGGAGCUGGCUUCAGAGCUGAACAAACAGUAUCAAAUCGUGGAGAGAGUAAUUGCUGUGAAGACCAGCAAGUCUGCGACAGGGCAUGCUGACUUUCCAGCAAACAGUCGCAAAACAUCCUCGAAUGACCCCGAAUACCUGUGCAAGUGGAUGGGACUGCCCUAUGCAGAGUGCAGCUGGGAAGAUGAAGCUCUGAUAAGCAAGAAAUUUCAGCACUGCAUUGACAGCUUCAACAACCGUAACAACUCCAAAACAAUUCCUACCCGGGACUGCAAGGUACUGAAGCAGAGACCAAGAUUUGUUGCCUUGAAGAAGCAGCCUUCUUAUAUUGGCAGUGAGAACCUGGAGCUGCGAGAUUAUCAGCUGGAGGGCCUCAACUGGCUUGCUCACUCGUGGUGCAAGAACAACAGUGUGAUCCUGGCUGAUGAAAUGGGCCUGGGGAAGACGAUUCAGACAAUCUCAUUCCUGUCGUACCUCUUCCACCAGCACCAGCUGUACGGUCCUUUCCUGGUGGUGGUUCCUCUGUCGACCCUCACCUCGUGGCAGAGAGAGUUUGAAGUGUGGGCACCUGAGAUCAACGUGGUGGUUUACAUCGGUGACCUCAUGAGCAGGAACAUGAUACGUGAAUAUGAGUGGAUCCACUCUCAGUCUAAAAGGUUGAAAUUCAAUGCACUUAUCACCACAUAUGAGAUUCUCCUCAAAGACAAGGCUGUUUUGGGAAGUAUUAGCUGGGCCUUUCUAGGCGUGGAUGAAGCCCAUCGUUUGAAAAAUGAUGACUCUUUGCUGUACAAAACAUUGAUUGACUUCAAGUCCAACCACAGGCUGCUGAUCACUGGCACUCCGCUUCAAAAUUCGCUCAAAGAGCUCUGGUCCCUGCUGCAUUUCAUCAUGCCUGAGAAGUUUGAGUUCUGGGAGGAUUUUGAAGAAGAUCAUGGAAAAGGUAGAGAGAAUGGCUACCAGAGCCUUCACAAAGUCCUGGAGCCGUUUCUCUUACGCAGAGUGAAGAAGGAUGUGGAGAAAUCUUUGCCAGCCAAAGUGGAGCAGAUCCUCCGUGUGGAAAUGUCUGCUUUGCAGAAGCAGUAUUACAAGUGGAUUUUGACAAGAAACUACAAGGCUCUUUCAAAGGGAACAAGAGGAAGCACAUCUGGUUUCCUAAACAUCGUGAUGGAGUUGAAGAAGUGCUGCAACCACUGCUACCUUAUCAAGCCUCCUGAGGAAAAUGAGAGAGAGAAUGGCAUUGAGACCCUGCAGUCUCUGAUCAGGAGCAGUGGAAAGCUAAUUCUCUUGGACAAGCUGCUGACCAGGCUGCGGGACAGAGGCAACAGAGUCCUGAUCUUCUCCCAGAUGGUGAGGAUGCUGGACAUCUUGGCAGAGUACCUGACUAUCAAACACUAUCCUUUCCAGCGCUUAGACGGCUCAAUCAAAGGGGAGAUCCGAAAGCAGGCGCUGGACCACUUCAACGCCGACGGCUCUGAGGAUUUCUGUUUCUUACUGUCAACACGAGCUGGAGGGCUGGGAAUUAAUUUGGCCUCUGCUGAUACUGUUGUUAUCUUUGAUUCGGACUGGAACCCCCAGAAUGACCUUCAGGCUCAGGCUCGGGCUCACCGCAUCGGACAAAAGAAGCAGGUGAAUAUUUACCGCCUGGUCACAAAGGGUACAGUUGAGGAGGAGAUCAUUGAAAGGGCCAAGAAGAAAAUGGUGCUGGAUCAUUUGGUGAUCCAGCGUAUGGACACCACUGGACGGACUGUUCUGGACAACAACUCUGGGCGAUCCAAUUCAAAUCCUUUCAACAAAGAAGAGCUGACAGCUAUUCUGAAGUUUGGAGCUGAAGAUCUCUUCAAGGAGCUUGAAGGAGAAGAGUCAGAGCCUCAGGAGAUGGACAUUGAUGAAAUUCUGCGCUUGGCUGAAACACGAGAGAAUGAAGUGUCCACCAGUGCCACUGAUGAGCUGCUGUCACAGUUCAAGGUGGCUAACUUUGCAACCAUGGAGGAGGAAGAGACAGAGCUGGAUGAGAGGCCCCAGAAGGACUGGGACGAUAUCAUUCCCGAGGAGCAGAGGAAAAAAGUGGAGGAGGAAGAAAGGCAGAAAGAACUGGAGGAAAUCUACAUGCUGCCUCGCAUCCGGAGCUCAACGAAAAAGGCUCAAACAAAUGAUAGUGAAUCAGAUGCAGAGACUAAGAGAAGGCUUCAGAGAUCAUCGGGGUCAGAAAGUGAGACUGAUGAUACCGAUGAUGAGAAGAGACCAAAGCGCCGUGGACGUCCUCGGAGCGUUCGAAAGGAUACUGUGGAAGGAUUUACUGAUGCUGAAAUCCGGAGGUUUAUCAAGGCUUACAAGAAGUUUGGACUGCCUCUUGAGCGGCUGGAGUGCAUUGCCAGGGAUGCUGAGCUGGUGGAUAAGUCUGUGGCUGAUCUGAAGCGUUUAGGGGAACUCAUCCACAACAGCUGUGUGUCAGCAAUGCAGGAGUAUGAGGAGCAGCUGAAAGAAAACCCAGGUGAAACAGGGAAAGGACCUGGGAAAAGAAGAGGUCCUACCAUCAAGAUCUCUGGUGUCCAAGUGAAUGUGAAAUCCAUCAUCCAGCAUGAAGAGGAGUUUGAAAUGCUGCAUAAAUCCAUCCCUGCAGACCCAGAGGAAAGGAAGAAGUACCGCCUGACGUGCCGUGUCAAAGCUGCCCAUUUUGAUGUAGACUGGGGAGUGGAGGAAGAUUCUCGCUUGUUAGUGGGAAUUUACGAGCAUGGUUAUGGAAACUGGGAACUAAUUAAAACAGAUCCGGAAUUGAAGUUAUCUGAUAAGAUCCUACCUGUUGAGACAGAUAAGAAACCUCAGGGAAAACAGCUCCAGACCCGAGUGGAUUAUCUACUGAAACUGCUGAAGAAGGAUCUGGAGAAGAAAGAAAACAUGAAAGAUGGGGAAGAGGGCAAGCUAAAGAAGAGGAAACCACGAAUAAAGAAAGAGAACAAGGCUCCCAAAGUCAAAGAUGAGCAUGGGAACGAACUCUCCCCUCCUCGGCACUCAGACAACCAGUCAGAAGAAGGUGAAGUCAAGGAUGAUGGCUUGGACAAGAGCCCAGUGAAAAAGAAACAGAAGAAGAAAGAGAACAAAGAGAACAAGGAAAAACAGACAAGCACUAAGAAAGAAAAGGAAAGUGAUAAAGAGAAAAAGAAGACAAAAGAAAAGAAAGAGAAGCCUAAAGGUGGUGAAGCCAAAUCUGGAAGUAAAGGGAAGAGAUCGCAAGGUCCCGUCCACAUUACAGCGGGGAGUGAACCAGUCCCUAUUGGAGAGGAUGAGGAUGAUGAUCUGGACCAAGAAACAUUCAGCAUAUGCAAGGAAAGGAUGAGACCAGUGAAAAAAGCACUGAAACAACUUGAUAAGCCUGAUAAGGGACUGACGGUUCAGGAACAGCUGGAGCACACACGCAACUGCCUCCUAAAAAUUGGGGACCGCAUCUCUGAGUGCCUUAAAGCCUACACCGACCAGGAUCUUAUCAAGCUAUGGAGAAGGAACCUAUGGAUAUUUGUGUCAAAGUUCACAGAAUUUGAUGCCAGAAAACUGCACAAACUCUACAAGAUGGCUCAUAAGAAAAGGUCGCAGGAAGAGGAGGAGCAGAAAAAGAAGGAGGACAUGGCCAGCAUGCCCAGCGUGAAGAAGCCGUUCCGCCCAGAGCCUUCGGGCUCCAGCCGCGAUCCUGCCAUGGCCCAGUCUCACGUGCCUCACAAUCCUCAUUCCCAGAAGCUCCACAUGCCCCCUUCCCACGCCCAGCAGCAAAUGCACGGGCACCCACGUGAAAGCUACGGCCAUCCCCCCAAGAGACACUUCAGCAACACAGACCGAGGAGAGUGGCAACGAGAUCGAAAGUUCAGCUACAGUGGCAACAGCAACCAGAUGUGGGGCGGGGAGCGGCAUCACCAAUACGAGCAGCACUGGUACAAGGACCACCACUAUGGGGACCGGCGAUCUCGUGGAGAGCCGCACCGCAGCUCUGGGAACUACAGACCAAAUAACCUCUCCCGCAAGAGGCCGUACGAACAGUACAGCAGUGACCGAGACCACAGAGGCCACCGGGAUUACUACGACAGGCACCACCACGACUCCAAGCGCCGACGAUCCGACGAGUUCAGGCCUCAGAAUUACCACCAGCAGGAUUUCCGACGGAUGUCUGAUCACAGGCCGCCCAUGGGGUACCAUGGCCAAGGACCUUCGGACCACUACCGGUCCUUCCACACAGACAAACCGGGAGACUACAAACAGCCCCUUCCUCCACCUCACCCUUCCGUGUCGGACCCUCGCUCGCCCCCCUCUCAGAAAUCUCCUCAUGAUUCCAAGUCGCCUCUCGAUCACAGGUCGCCUCUGGAUAGGUCGCUAGAACAGAAAAACAAUCCAGACUAUAACUGGAACAUUAGGAAAACGUAAAGCGACUGAGAAGGGGGGGAAACACAUCUGGAAAGACUUGGAUGCAACAACCAGAAACUCUGAACAUGCUGCUAUCAUCUUGCUGGGUCAAGGAGGAUUUUGGAGGAGCAGGUGGAGGAAGACUCAGUUCUAAUUUGGGUUCCCAUUUUGUUCCCCCCCCUUUCUCUCAUUGAACGUUGGAAACAGACUUGCCUCAUUCUUUUUCUUUGGUUUGUUUUCCCCAAUCCGACGGACACAUGGUGAAUUUUCCUCAGCCACAGUGUUUCCUCAAAACUGAGAAGGCGGAUCAGUGCUGCUUAGGAUUGUGCCAGAAGGCUGUGUGCCUGCGUGGUCUUGAUGUUACGUGACAGAUGCUGCUUUGGGACUGGGGAUAAACUGGUUGGGCUGGGCUUUGUGUGUAACCAGCAUAGGUCAAUGGAUGGUAUUUUCCAGGAGGGAUAGGAGAUUCCCUCAGCAUCCAAGCUGUUGUUGUCACAAGGGCUUGGUUGAAAGAGGAACUCUGUGUCCCUACAGUGACUCCAAAGGAGUUGGAUCCAUGCUGGUGACAAUCCAUCAUUUUUUUGGACUCAUUAUCAUUUCUCGUGUCUUUAUCCAUUUCAAGAAACUGGCUCUGCUCUGUCUGCCAUUGUGUCCACUGCCACAGAAGAGCAGAGGGGGAUCCAGGGCUGGAAUCAGCAAAUCUUGACUCUGGGAGACUCUGAGAUAUGUGAAAAAAGGCAGACUUCUUGUGUAGCAAAGGGUUAUUUCACUUCCAACAAGUAGGAAAGAAACUAGGGUGAGAGCAGUAUUUCCUCAUGGACAGGGCACAGGAAUUCGGAACAAGACCCCUCUUCUCUCCUGACAUGGGCAGCUUGGAUAUCCAGGAAUUAACACAGGUGCUGGCUGGGAGCAGGACAAGAGAUGGCUCUUGGCAUCUGGGGACCCUGAAGCUCUUAAUUCUGGGCAAGUCAUUUCUCUCUGUGCUUCACAAAAAGGUGAUCACAAAUCUAUACUACAACUAACAGAUAAGGGGUGGUAGCACAGAGUUGAAUGGCAGUGCUGUGAGCUGAUCUCUGUCUGGGAAUGGUCACCUGUCACCUUUCUGCCACCGUUCAGCAGUCCAAGUUGGAGAUGUGCCUGCGGGCUUAGCACUUAAGUGAGGAGGAAAAGAAAAAAAAAAGAGGAAUUCAGGACUUGGUACUUAAAAAUUCCUGGUGCAGGUGUUUUAGAGGCCCAGCGUGGCAGAGGGAGAAGAGGGGUUUGCAAGCCCAGCUCAGCGGGCAGAGCAAACAUUCCUCCAAGUGUUGGAGUCAUUGCAAAUGAUACAGAACAGUGUCCAGCCGGCAGUGUGGGGAGCAGUUCUGCAUGGGUUGCUGAUCAGAAGCCAGUGUGGUCUUUGUCAAUAGAACUGCAUCCCUGCAAAGAACAAGGCUCUCUCAACAGCCAGGCUGCCCAAAGCGUGGUGUCUGCGGAUGCUUCGUCUCCCAGAGUUCAGUAUUAAAGAUCAGGCCGUUCCAGGCUGCUCUUCUUGGUGGGGGGCAGAAGUUGAGGCUCUGUUAAGAUGCCAGUAUAUGACCUUAAUAAGCUGUGAUGUCCUUUCCCUGAUAGUCUGAGGGGUGUUGAGGGCUGGCCUUCCUGCUCCAGGCGCUUUGGAAAGCGCACACAAAUCAACACUAACCCCCACGUGUCCACGCCGUGCCAGAGGCGUUGAGGCAACGCGUUGCUGCUGCCUUUCUCACUAAGCUGUGAUUGCACUUGCUGUGGUAUUCUACAAAGAGGUCCUUUCUUUUCAGAGGUAUUAGCUUUUAAAGUAAAAUUGGAAGAAACCUCACAGAGGCAAGGAGCUCUUUUCAUGUUCACACAGUGGUGCUAUCGUGAUGGAGAGUUUGUGCCAUACAAAUCGUAGCAAGAGGCAAUACUGGCCAGACCAGUGUUAUGGUUGGUGCAGGGUAACUUCAAGCUUCCAACAAGAGGCACUUCUGUGCCCGUGCACGAAGGGUUCUGUUUGUCCCAGAUUCCAAGCAUGAGGUGGUUUGGGUUUUCUUUCUUGAAACCAGUGCAACAGCAAAAGCUUUGCUGUAGCUGGCAAAGUGUGGUCCCCACUGUCACAUGGUUCUGCCACUGAACAGUCCCCUGGUUUUGCUCACUCACAGUGGAUGGCUCCUCACUGGACUGCACGUUCAUGCGGCUGGAAAUCUGCAGGGAAAGUCUUCCCCAGGUGUGCGUGCACACAUUUUAUCCCCUCUAAAUAGGGACCAGACGUAGUCGCUUGGUGUGAGUGGCAUUGGAGAGGACAGAUCCACAGCCAUAAACGUCACUGCGGUAUCUGUGUCAGCACCUGGUGCAGCUCUUCCUUCUGAGCCAGCUGUGGGGUUUCCUCUCUCCUCUUUGCAGGAAAAAGUAGCAAUGUGUUGGGUUUGUUCAUUUGUGUGUUUGUUGGUUCGUUCAUUCGUUUGUUCAUCCGUUUGUCUUCUGAAGAACGUUUUUCAGCCUGAGCCCUGGGAAAUGUUGUGAGUUCAGCCCACGGAGUCCUGCAGAGCAGACAGGCUGUGCGGUGCCCAACCGAGGUGGCUCUUUGAGGUCCCUCACGUGAACAGUUUAAGUGACCCCCACACAACUAUUUUUCUGCUUUCACUCAUUUCCUCCCCACCUCCACCUCCCUCCAGGGAGAGAAGGACUCUUACUGUAAAAGUCUUUUAAACCUGUUGACUAAAAAAACAGUAAUUAAUAUUAAUUUAUAUUUGUGGGAAAAAAAAAAAAAUGCCACUGUCCUAGUGAUUUCUGAUGUAAAUAUGUUGUUUAUAUAGUAUGUAUUAAAUUUUCCUACAUUGUAAAA
This is a messenger RNA of Tympanuchus pallidicinctus (lesser prairie-chicken), 13864 nucleotides long. It is a transcript of the gene CHD2, whose product is annotated as chromodomain helicase DNA binding protein 2. Gene Ontology annotation, cellular component: chromatin; nucleus. The transcript has 38 exons. Lineage: Eukaryota; Metazoa; Chordata; Aves; Galliformes; Phasianidae. The record is from RefSeq and is a predicted model, not a curated record. Gene Ontology annotation, biological process: nucleosome organization; regulation of transcription by RNA polymerase II. The coding region runs from base 5341 to 11049 and encodes 1902 amino acids. Gene Ontology annotation, molecular function: ATP binding; histone binding; ATP-dependent chromatin remodeler activity.